CUCCCGCCAGCCCCAGGCUCCCCGGGCUCGCGCCGCGCGCUCUUUCUCCAACAGCGGCGGGGGAGCACAGCGCACCGCGUUCUGCUCUGUCUGUCCCUGCGGGUCGCUUCGCCAUGACCACCCAGCAGAUAGUCCUUCAGGGCCCGGGACCGUGGGGCUUCCGCCUCGUGGGGGGCAAGGACUUCGAGCAACCCCUGGCCAUUUCCCGGGUCACUCCCGGAAGCAAGGCUGCGAUAGCUAACUUAUGCAUCGGAGAUGUGAUCACAGCCAUCGAUGGGGAAAAUACCAGCAGCAUGACACACUUGGAAGCUCAGAACAAAAUCAAGGGCUGCACAGACAACAUGACUCUCACAGUCACCAGAUCGGAACAAAAGAUCUGGUCCCCCCUGGUGACCGAGGAAGGGAAACGUCAUCCAUACAAGAUGAAUUUAGCCUCUGAACCCCAAGAGGUGCUGCACAUAGGGAGUGCCCACAACCGGAGUGCCAUGCCCUUCACUGCCUCACCGGCCUCCAGCUCUGCCCCCAGGGUCAUCACAAACCAGUACAACAACCCGGCUGGCCUCUAUUCCUCUGAAAACAUAACCAACUUCAACAACGCCUUGGAGUCCAAGACAGCAGCCGGCGGGCAGGAGACCAACGGCAGAGCCUUAGACCAUUCUCAGCUUCCAAGCGGACUCGUCAUCGACAAAGAAUCUGAAGUUUACAAGAUGCUUCAAGAGAAACAGGAGUUAAAUGAGCCCCCCAAGCAGUCCACUUCGUUCCUGGUUUUGCAGGAAAUCCUAGAGUCUGAGGAGAAAGUGCCCUCCUGUGAAGAGAGAGCUGGCGAUGCAGACCGUGAAGCCUGUUUCACCUGCACCGAGGGAGGGAGCGAGUUGCUUGCUUGGGACCACCAGCGAGGGCCACAGCAGAGCGCCCUCUGCAAGAGUAACCACCCUCCCCCAGGCCCCCAGCUCCAGGUUGGGCUUCCUGGGAGUUCUUCCUGAGCUGAGAGUUCCCUCCUGACGGAACCCAGACCCAGGCUUCUUAGAGAAAUUGGCAGUUUAUGAGCACAGGAAGUUAUGGGAAAAGUUCUCCUUUUAUGCUAAAAGGAUAUUGUUCUACCAGCAGUUUCCCCCUUUGCUUGUUGUACCUGUGCAUUUUGGAAGGAAUGAGUCAUAUGCUGUAUGAAGUUCCGGUAUUAGGGCCAACUGACAAGUGAUUUGGGGAUCAACCCUAGAGAAUGACCGUUUUAUCAAAACCUGUGAGAAACCACAACUUACUCUACUCUGAGUAAAUGGGUGCAAAACCCUUCAACUAAGGAGAAAAGUCAGUCCAUUCUGUCCCAACCUAGGACAUAGAUAUUGCAACUCAUCUAGUCAAAUGCCCUCAUGUUAUAGAGAAGGACCUAAAGCCUAGGCUCACUGAGGUAGCCAUUCCGUGCUCAUCAAGAUCUGAACUCCUUCCAUCUUGUGCUCCAUCUACCAAGCCUGUGGCUUCCAUUCGCAAGAUUACCUGAUGGCUCUAGUUGGCAGCUGGUGCUCCAGCCAUCACAACCAUCUUCAAGCCCCAGGAAGGAAGAAGGGCUGAAUAGGGACUGCUCUAUUCAGAUAAGCCAGCUUUUUCUUUCCCAGAAGUCGCACAAUAGCAUUUCAUUUAAUUUGACCAGAAUUUAGUCACAUGGCCACAUCCAGUUGAGAAUUAGAGUUCUUUCCUCCCUGGGAUGAAUAUCUUCUUGCCCAAAAGAAAAUAAAAAUUUUGCUAAAAAGAAGAAGGGAGAUAACAGAUCUUUAUAAUCUCUCCCAUUAUCUCUUAAAAUGUAGCUAUAGUAAAUUCUCAUGGAAUGAAACUGCAUAAAUUCCAGUCCAUACAUCCACUGUGUGCAGAAGGCUCUUGGGGGAAGGAGCUCAAAUCCCUGUUUUCAUUUGAGAUGAAAUGGUUAAAGCUCAGGGCAGUGUCUGGUACAUAGGAAAGCACUCAGUGAGGGCUACUGUCAUUUGAGAAAGCCUCAGGUUCAUAAAGCAGCCCGGCCCUUGCAGCAUUGGCAUCCAGGAUCUGCCUGUGACCUCCCUGGAGACCACAGGCAGGUUGCCCAUCUCUCUGAGCCCUAGUUUCCACACAUGUCCAGGGAGGCUAAUAAUGGCUACUUCACAGAUGGCUGGUUUUUUGUUGUUGUUUUGCUUUUAAGAUGUUAUUUAUUUGAGAGAGAGAAAGUGCAAGAACAGGCAGGGGAGGGGCAAUGGAGAAGGAGAAGCAGACUAGCCACUGACUAGGGAGCCCGAUGCAGGACUUGAUCCCAGGACUCUGGGAUCAUGACCUGAGUCGAAGGCAGACGCUUAACCCACUGAGCCACGCAGGCGCCCUUCACAGAUGGUUUAAAGCAUCAGGGGAAACGGUGCACAUAAAGUACCAGGCCCACCAUCAGUGAGGCCCCACAUGCGAGGCUUGGCUGCAGCAGGGUUUGGUGAUAAACUCCAAAAGAUUCAAUGUGGAUCUCCUCCUUUGGGGUGAAAUUCAGCCUCAGGACUAGGAGAAAGGGUCCUAGAUUUCUCAAACUUCAUCUUGCUCUGGAUCAAAUUCCAAAUUUGCAGGAAACAAGGAGGCUUUUUAUUUUUAAUUUUUUUUUUAAAGAUUUUAUUUAUUUAUUUGACAGAGAGAGAUCACAAGUAGCAGAGAGGCAGGGAGAGAGAGAAAGAGGGAAGCAGGCUCCCUGAUGAGCAGAGAGCCGGAUGCGGGACUCGAUCCUAGGACCCUGAGAUCAUGACCUGAGCCGAAAGCAGCAGCUCAACCCACUGAGCCACCCAGGCACCCUUUAUUUUUAAUUUUUAAAUUAUGGUGAGCUAUAGCUAACAUGAAAUUUACUGUCUUAACCAUAUUUAAGUGCUCAGUUUGGAGGCAUCAGCUAUGGCCAUACCAUUGUGCACCUGUGAGCACCACCCAUCCACAGAACUCUGUCUUGCAGAACUGCAGCUCUGUACCCAUUCAUCGCUAGCUCCUUGAAGCCCCCUCCCCCAGCCCGUGGAAGCCACCAAUCUGCUUUCUGUUUCCAUGAAUGUGACUGCUGCAAGCACUUCCUGGGAGGGGAAUCAUACAGCGUGUGUCUUUUGUGACUGGCUUGUUUCACUGAGCGUAAUGUCCUGAGGGUGCAUCCAUAUUGCGGCAGGUGUCAGCAUCUCUUUCCUUUUUAAGGCUGAAUGUUGUACAGUGUGUCUAUAGCCCAUCUUGUUUAUCAUCCAUCUGGCCAUUUAAGGGGGAUUUUAAUGAGAGGAGACUCGGAAGGAGGCAUCGAGGACUGAGAAAACACAGUGGGUGCUGGGGGCUCUGAGGUGAGAAAGCCGGGGACUUGCUCAGGAAGUAUCAGGGUGUCCAGGGUUGCAGGAGAAUCCCCACGUGGUCUGGAGUCAGAUCACAGGGGACCACCAGGUGCUUAAGGACCAUGAAUUUGGUUCUUUUAGUAAUGCGGAGCCCUGGAAGGUUGUUGAGCAGUAAAGUGGGUAGAAAAAUAGCUGUGCUUUACUGAACCCAUUUUCACUUGUUUCCCCAGAAAGCUCUGACAUACAAGUUUCACUAGAAAAAGAGAAAAUUGGAAAUGUUUAUAGCUUCCCAGAGUCUAAAGGGAGCUAAUGUUUUUUACUGUAGGCUUGUUGAGAAGGGCAGAAUGAUAUUUCUUUGGGUUUGCAGUGUUGGCUCUAAGUGAGAGGAGAAAAUGGGGCCAGCAGGUGGCGCUGCAGGGCUGGACACUGUGCCUGCUUGGUCCUGCGCACAGGGGCCACUUCCCAUGCUGUGCCGUUUCUCUCUCUCUCUCUCUCUCUCUCCUUUUUGUAAAAUCAUGUCUAUGCUUAGCCUGGGGUUUGAACUCAUGACAUUGAGAUCAACAGUCUCAACUCUACUGACUGAGCCAACUAGAUGACCCUGCCCCUGGCCCAGUUUCAUCCAGUCCCUUCUCUUUACUUGGAGAAGGGAUGUGGAUUCUCCUACCAAGUGCGGCUCUCAUAUUCCUCCUUCCUUCUCUCCUGCCCUCUUGCCAGCGCAACCCAUUCCUGGUAAAUUUUCUGCUGGUCAAAUGAAUUAUGUGAAGAACAGCCCCAUCACCUGAGACCACAGCCUCCUCCCGCUGGUUCCCCCCGGGGCAGCCGGUUUCCCUUCCCAGCCGUCUGGGUAGUCUGGGUAGGCAGAGACACCACCAAGUCGCUGCAUUUCCUUCUUUCUUGAGGCGGGCUGCCCGGAUGGCUCCAGGAGCAGGAGCCCGCACAUGAGGAGGGAGCCUGUUGGAGAUGUUAGAGGUGUGAAGCUGGUCACCCAGCCCUUCUGAGAUCUCAGGAGGGAGCCAGGAUUAGGGUGACAGGAGGGAGGCAUUUGCCUUGGGUACAGAAUUUAAGAGGGCGCCCAAAAACUCAAUAGUUAAAACAAAAAUGACACUUCAGUGCUGUGUUUUUUAAAAUUACAGUUAAUGCAAAAA
Lutra lutra (Eurasian river otter) is the source of this 4435-nucleotide messenger RNA. It is a transcript of the gene PDLIM1, whose product is annotated as PDZ and LIM domain 1. The transcript is spliced from 6 exons. Gene Ontology annotation, biological process: heart development; muscle structure development; actin cytoskeleton organization. NCBI's taxonomy places the organism in Eukaryota, Metazoa, Chordata, Mammalia, Carnivora, Mustelidae. The record is from RefSeq and is a predicted model, not a curated record. Gene Ontology annotation, molecular function: muscle alpha-actinin binding; actin binding. Bases 114 to 983 code for a protein of 289 amino acids. Gene Ontology annotation, cellular component: Z disc; filamentous actin; stress fiber.